Camellia sinensis is the source of this 1311-nucleotide messenger RNA. Its product is annotated as WUSCHEL-related homeobox 8. Gene Ontology annotation, molecular function: DNA-binding transcription factor activity; DNA binding. The record is from RefSeq and is a predicted model, not a curated record. Lineage: Eukaryota; Viridiplantae; Streptophyta; Magnoliopsida; Ericales; Theaceae.
CCAUCAUUCUCUCUCUCCCUCAUUCUCAUCUCUCUCUCUCUCUCUCUCUCGAUAUAUAUAUAUAUAUAAUCGUUGCUUGGGUUUUACUCCUUGGUGUGAUUAUCAAUCUACAAACAUGGCGAUGGUGAGUAAUGUUGUUGUGUCUGGGACAGAUGACCUACCAGGAAUGAUGGAGUGGAACAAGCAUGACCAACAACAAUUAAACUAUCAGAAUGACGGUGGUUGUGGUGGUGGUGGUGGUGGUGGGUUGUACGUGAAGGUGAUGACCGACGAGCAGAUGGAGCUUUUACGCCGUCAGAUCUCCGCCUACGCCACCAUCUGCGACCAACUUGUUGAGAUGCACAAGGCCAUUACUUCCCAACAGGACCUUGCUGGAAUGAGACUGGGUAACAUAUACUGUGAUUCAUUGAUGACAUCUGUUUGCCACAAGAUCACCGCAAGGCAGCGUUGGACUCCAACACCUACACAGCUUCAAAUUCUUGAGCGUAUCUUUGACCAAGGCAAUGGAACCCCUGACAAGCAUAAGAUUAAGGAGAUAACCGCCGAGCUGUCACAACAUGGACAAAUUUCUGAAACAAAUGUUAGUAAUUGGUUCCAAAACAGGAGAGCUCGUUGCAAAAGAAAGCAAUUGAUUAGGGUAUCAAACAAUGCAGAAUCAGAGCCAGAGGCUGAAGUCGAGUCCCCUAAAGAAAAGAAGACAAAACCCGACAACAUCCAAUCCCAUGAGAAUUCAGCAUCAAGGGCUGAAAAUGUAUAUGUCCAAAGUCCCGACUUAAGUGCUGAAAUGCUUUGCUUGGAUACACAGCCAAAUAAAGGGGAGCCUAUGUUUCCAUUGGAUCGUGAUUUAAGAUCAUCUGGCAGUUUGGGUCAUUUAGCUAUGUAUGAGAGUGUUCCAAGAAUGGACCAGUUUAUUGGUAAAAUGGAAGUUCCAGGGAGCUUUAGUCCUUAUCAGCACGGGGAAGGAUAUGACAUCAUCGGGUGAUGCACACAGGUGCUGUUUUGUUGCUUUGGAUUGAUCAGAAGCUUAUUGAACUUGAGGAUAAUGGACCAUAUAUCUCUAUAUUAAGAAGUCGGUUAACUAGGGAACAUACGAACCAUAGAUAGCACAAUUAAUAUCUACAUACUCUGAAGUUUACGAUUUGUCAAGACUUGUUAGGGCUGAGAAUCUGUGAAUUUCUAUGAAAAUGAAUUUCACAGUUUAAUGAAAUAUACUAGUAGUUAGUAACUGUGACACUUCAUAGUGCUUGUUGAAUUUUCCAUCCCGAUUGUAUAAGCGUGUUGCUAAUAUGCUAUGGUUGGCAUGGUUGAAUC